AUGGACCAAGAUGUCGACGAGGGGCCACCGGCCUCACAGGCUAGCUCCCACUUCCCGUUACUAGAACCCAUCUCGGGCGCGACGCUAUAUGAACUCGAGUCAGCGCGUCGCGAGACUCUCAGGCGUCGCGGACGAGUGCGAACCGGCUGCGCCGAGGUGGAUGACGCGGUGCUGCUGGGCGGCUUGGAGCGCGGGUCCGUUGUGGGGGUCAGUGCUGAGGAUGUCGAGUUCGGGCUUUUGGUCGGACUACAGACCGUGGCGCAUACGAUGGUGUUUGAGGGUGCGGGUGCAAGGAAGCAGAGAGCGGCUAUCGUUACUACGUUGACGCCGGCGGCGAUACUCCCGGCGCUAAGGGACGUUAUUAGAGCACAGGUUCAGGCUGGUUUGGGCCCGACGGCGAAUCAGAAGCAGGAGGUUGUGAAUGCGGAGGUGAGACGCUGUCUUGAGCGGAUUUCUGUCUCGAGGGUUUUUGAUGUCGAGGGCUUGUGGGAGGUUCUUGGCGAGCUUGAGACGCCGCCUCCUCUUGGGCGUGAUGCUGCUCCGGAGGAAGAGGAAGAAGAGGUGGCUUCUGCUGCGGCUGCGGCUGUUGUUGAAGACAAAAAGCAUUCGGCUCACGCUGAGUCGCCGGGUUCAUUCCCGCCAGGUAUGUCGGAAGAAGAGGAUAAGGACGAGGUAGUAAAGGACGUUCCUUCACCACCGCCGCCCAAGAUGAAGCGGAUGGAAGUGGCAGACAGCGAAGACGAAGAAGAGCUAAGCUUAUCACCACCGUCUCUACCAGAACAACAACAACCAUCCGCACCACCUCUCCCAUCCUCUCCUCCGAAACCACCCUCGUCUCCUUCUCCUUCCCCUCCCACGGCACAAACCACUACUGCAAACCCAGCACCUACAAGCAACCAAGAGAAGCCAUCGCACAUCCCAGACCUAAUCCUCAUAACGCAUUUCUCAGCCCUCCUCGCAAACCUCUUCACCCGCUCCGCAGACAACAAGGCCGGCGCACAUAGCACCCUGCACCUACUAUCCUCGCACCUGCGGUAUCUAGCCCGGUCGGCUGACGGGCCGCUUGUUAUGCUUCUCAACAGCACUACUGCUACUCCUGCAUCUACAUCUACAUCCGCAUCCACCGGCAGCACAUCUGUUUCUGCCGGUCCCUCUUCUCAUGUACCACAAAACCCUGCUCCAGCAGCAACAGCGAAAGACCGCUCUUCUUUGGAACCUACGCUCCGCUCUAUCUUCCUUCCCGUGCCUGGACUAGGAGCAGCAGGGGGAAGACGGCAGAGCAAACCCGCGUUCGGCGCUACGUUCGCGCAGUUCCUCGACUUGCAUGUGCUGUGCACGCGGGUGCCGCGGACGCGAGCCGAUGCGGAGGCGUUGGCGUUGGCUGUGGGGACGUCCGGGCUGGUGAGGUGGUGUUGGGUUGUGGAGGUUUUGCUUGAUGAGUUGGGGGUGGAGAUAUAUAGGGAUAGCGACGAGGGCGAGAGUGAGAGUGAGAGUAAGAAUAUGGAUGGUGGUAGUGGUAAUGGUAAUGGAAGGAUAUGGAGGAGUCGAGAGCAGCGAUGGGGUGCUGUGGAUGUUCGUGGGAGGGUUAGGCUUGUUGAUGCGAUUUUGGGGGGGUAG
Molecule: messenger RNA, 1617 nt
Organism: Daldinia vernicosa
Lineage: Eukaryota; Fungi; Ascomycota; Sordariomycetes; Xylariales; Hypoxylaceae
Exons: 2
Coding region: 1-1617 (538 amino acids)
Source: RefSeq, a predicted model, not a curated record